CAAUACUUGUCUGUACAGAUGCAACUGGUACAGUUCCAGUGCCAGAUUUAAACGAUCUAUGUUAAUCAUGAUGAAUAGAAUGCAAAAGCCUUUACACUUGACCAUUGGGAAAUUCUUUCCUUUAACACUGCAAACAUUUGUCCAGGUAUCAAAAGCAGCUUUUUCUUACGCAACAGUUUUGAAGACGGUUUAAAAUCCAGAUACAUCGAUAACGAUAAUAGUUUGUUUUGUUAGAAACUAGAAUAUUUCCAAUAAGGCCAGCCUAGAAUAAGGAGUAUGUUUUGUCUAUAAAUUUAUCUUUAAAAUAAAAAAAACAUGAUCU
This is a messenger RNA of Acanthoscelides obtectus, 322 nucleotides long. NCBI's taxonomy places the organism in Eukaryota, Metazoa, Arthropoda, Insecta, Coleoptera, Chrysomelidae. The record is from the annotation of a GenBank genome assembly.